Parnassius mnemosyne (clouded apollo) is the source of this 390-nucleotide messenger RNA. Lineage: Eukaryota; Metazoa; Arthropoda; Insecta; Lepidoptera; Papilionidae. The record is from the annotation of a GenBank genome assembly.
AUGAAAGCAAAGCGUCUGAAGUGGGCCAAACAGUGGCGAGAUAAAGAUGAGAACUUCUGGAGAUCGGUCUGCUUCAGCGAUGAAAGCACGUUUGAAAUUUUGCAGAAUAAAGCUCUGUUUGUGCUUCGUCGUCAUGGAGAAAAGUUUCAUCCCGACUGUGUCGUUCAGACUGUUAAGCACCCUACAAAAGUGAUGAUCUGGUCAGUCAUCAGCAGCAAGGGAACUGGACGUCUGUACGUGGUAAAAGGUAUAAUGAAGCAAGAUCAGUAUAAAGAAGUCUUAAAAAAUCAAUUGAUUCCGCAGCUCAGAGAAUGGUUUCCGAAUGGGAAUUCAGUUUUAUGCAAGAUGGAGCUCGCAGUUACACAGCACGGUCUGUUAAAGCUUUUUUGA